Messenger RNA from Protopolystoma xenopodis, 618 nucleotides. NCBI's taxonomy places the organism in Eukaryota, Metazoa, Platyhelminthes, Monogenea, Polystomatidea, Polystomatidae. The record is from the annotation of a GenBank genome assembly.
AUGGAUCCCUAUAACGUCGUCAGACCAGGAAAGCUCAAAAUCAAGAAUGAAAAUUCAGCAAAGAAAGUGACAAAAAAGCGAAGGCAUAAGGCUAGGGGCGAAUCCUUGCUUCAUAAGGAUGCCAAAGCCCAUGGCGGAUGGUGGACAAUAUCGAAUAUCAAAGACAUAAGCGGUUCAAUCUCUAUUGAAUUUACUUCUGCUCAAAAUAAACCAGAUGACAUUCCCCUUGGUAUCCUCGGCCCACAUUCCUUGUUGACCACAGCAUAUGUAACAGCUAUGGAUGAUGGGGCACUCAGAUUGGGUCCACCAAGGCCAUACGGUGAACCACCUGUCCAAGAAGAAAUGUUCACUGUCGUAAAACUGUCUGAAUCUCAAUUUGCAUUUAAGUCUGGAUAUGGUAAGUACCUAGGGAUAGCUCCUGGGAAGAAUGGACUAUUAGUGGCAACCGCCGACGCCAUUGGUGACUUAGAACACAUAGAUCCAAUAUUUCAAGACGGAAAAAUGGCUCUUCUUGGCGCGAAUGGAAAAUUCCUUACCUUUGAUGAGGAUAGUGCUGAAGGCGAUAUCUUCUUUGCUAGUGAGAAGGCUCAGGAAAAUGAAAUGAUCAUCGUGGGUUGA